Molecule: messenger RNA, 1410 nt
Organism: Tarenaya hassleriana
Lineage: Eukaryota; Viridiplantae; Streptophyta; Magnoliopsida; Brassicales; Cleomaceae
Product: protein-tyrosine-phosphatase PTP1
Exons: 9
Coding region: 142-1164 (340 amino acids)
Biological process (GO): protein dephosphorylation
Molecular function (GO): protein tyrosine phosphatase activity
Source: RefSeq, a predicted model, not a curated record
CGCAGCUGAGGAAGGCCAAUUAACCCAACAGCGAAUCAAAAGCCCAUUUCAGAUCAAUACCAAGAAGGCCGAUUCUCCCCGCCUAACACGACGGGAAACCUCAGCUCGAGCCGCCGCGCUCGGCUCCACCGGAAAUCGGCCAUGGCCACUCCCAACGCCUUUCCGCCGCCUUCCUCUGCCGAGAGGCGCUUCGAUUUCUCCUCCGUCUAUGUGCCUCCUCCGAGACUCUCCCUCACUUCCGAUCAGGUCAAGCACUGCUCCGAAGCUCUCAGGUUCUUCACCGACAAGCUCCGAGAUCCCGAGUCUAUCGCCCGUGAGUUCGCGCAGUUGCAGGCUAAUAGGAUACGGUCAUCGGAGAUGCAGCAAAGUUGUACUGUGGCCAUGAACGGUGUCAAUUUUGACAAAAACCGAUACAAAGAUGUUGUGCCAUUUGACAAUAACAGGGUUGUUCUGAAUCCAUGCAAAGAUUAUCGGUCAUCUGCAAGGGGAUAUGUCAAUGCAAGCUUCAUAAGGGCAUCUUCAUCGGAGAGCAUUUCUCAGUUUAUAGCCACACAAGGUCCUCUACCACAUACGAUGGAGGACUUCUGGGAGAUGGUAGUUCAACAGCAUUGUCCUGUCAUUGUGAUGCUUACUCGGCUGGUCGACAAUUAUAAGACGGUCAAGUGCGGAGACUAUUUUCAAGCAGAAGAUGGACCUCGAGAAUUUGGAAACUUAUGUAUUGUGACCAAAUGGAUAAAGAGUACCGACACUUCCUUAAUAUUGCGGAAUCUGGAGGUGAACUACAAGGAUUCUGAGGAUCCAGCUUUAUCGGUUUUGCAUAUUCAGUAUCCUGAGUGGCCUGAUCAUGGAGUUCCCAGGGACACUUUGGCUGUCCGCGAAAUAUUGAAAAGACUGUAUCAAGUACCACCUAGUAUUGGUCCAAUUGUAGUGCACUGCAGUGCGGGUAUAGGAAGAACUGGGACGUAUUGUGCGAUACAUAAUACAAUCCAGAGGAUACUCGCUGGUGAUAUGUCUGCUACAGACAUUGGUAAAACUGUAGCAAUAUUUAGGAGCCAACGCAUUGGAAUGGUUCAAACCAUGGAUCAAUACUUCUUCUGCUACAGAGCUAUUGUAGAUGAACUGGAAGAUCUAACCGCUGAAGCCCGUUCUGGAAGGAGCUCAUAAAAACAGGUUUCCAUGUGCAGCAGGGUGGCUUUGAAAAGUAAGAAGCUGCAAGUGCAGCGGCACAAUGAGUAAAGGUUGGUUGGGUUGUGUAAAUUCCGAGAUAUCGAUGAGUUAUCUCUAUUACGUUACAUGAAGCAAUACGAGUUUGCAGAUGCUCUUCCAAUGAUUGUUGUAUACUCUUGUUUGGUUUAUUUCCAUCUUUUGUUCAUGGUUCAUAAAUUAUUGCUCCCUCCGGGUUCUUGUGCC